AUGAGAGAGACCUCGGCCAGUGGUCUUUCAUGGCGGCGUCUGAUAUUCUUCGCUUCGAUUGGUCUUCAGUUCGUCUUAGGUCUAUCCGGUGAUUCCAAGAAUACGAAUACAGGAGGAGCUAAAGCUGAAUCUCAUACUUCUUCCAGCAAAACAGGCACAAAAGUAAUCCUCAUACUGGUCGGAUUUGUGGCUGUAGCGAUGUUCUCGUUCUUCCUAUACAAGCUAUGGCAGAAGAAGAAAAGAGAUGAGCAGUAUGCUCGACUGUUGAAGCUGUUUGAGGAAGAUGAUGAACUGGAGGUUGAGUUAGGCCUUCGAGAUUAA
This is a messenger RNA of Arabis nemorensis, 321 nucleotides long. Lineage: Eukaryota; Viridiplantae; Streptophyta; Magnoliopsida; Brassicales; Brassicaceae. The record is from the annotation of a GenBank genome assembly.